GUGACUUUGAAGCCAAAUCUGAAAAAUGAGUAAGAGUUAGCCUGUGAGAGGGGAUGCUCUUGAGGCUGAGGGGUGACAGACGCAGAGCCUUGGGACAGACCCCUCGCUGGAGGCUUGUGGGGCACCAUGCCGGUGGAAAGGAUGCGCAUGCGCCCGUGGCUGGAGGAGCAGAUAAACUCCAACACGAUCCCAGGGCUCAAGUGGCUUAACAAGGAAAAGAAGAUUUUUCAGAUCCCCUGGAUGCAUGCGGCUCGACAUGGGUGGGACGUGGAAAAAGAUGCACCACUCUUUAGAAACUGGGCAAUCCAUACAGGAAAGCAUCAACCAGGAGUAGAUAAACCUGAUCCCAAAACAUGGAAGGCGAAUUUCAGAUGUGCCAUGAAUUCCUUGCCUGAUAUUGAAGAAGUCAAGGAUAAAAGCAUAAAGAAAGGAAACAAUGCCUUCAGGGUCUACCGAAUGCUGCCCCUAUCGGAGCGGCCUUCUAAGAAAGGAAAGAAACCAAAGACAGAAAAAGAAGACAAAGUUAAGCACAUCAAGCAAGAACCAGUUGAGUCAUCUCUGGGGCUUAGUAAUGGAGUAAGUGAUAUUUCUCCUGAGUAUGCGGUCCUGACUUCAGCUAUAAAAAAUGAAGUGGAUAGUACGGUGAACAUCAUAGUUGUAGGACAGUCCCAUCUGGACAGCAACAUUGAGGAUCAAGAGAUUGUCACCAAUCCGCCGGACAUUUGCCAAGUCGUAGAGGUGACCACUGAGAGCGAUGAGCAGCCGGUCAGCAUGAGCGAGCUCUACCCUCUGCAGAUCUCCCCCGUGUCUUCCUAUGCAGAAAGCGAAACGACUGAUAGUGUGCCCAGCGAUGAAGAGAGCGCUGAGGGGCGGCCACACUGGCGGAAGAGGAAUAUUGAAGGCAAACAGUACCUCAGCAACAUGGGGACUCGAGGCUCCUACCUGCUGCCCGGCAUGGCGUCCUUCGUCACUUCCAACAAACCGGACCUCCAGGUCACCAUCAAAGAGGAGAGCAAUCCGGUGCCUUACAACAGCUCCUGGCCCCCUUUUCAAGACCUCCCCCUUUCUUCCUCCAUGACCCCAGCAUCCAGCAGCAGUCGGCCAGACCGGGAGACCCGGGCCAGUGUCAUCAAGAAAACAUCGGAUAUCACCCAGGCCCGCGUCAAGAGCUGUUAAGCCUCUGACUCCCCCGGUGGUUAGUGGGGCUUCUUGGCUUUGUUUUGUUGUUUGUUUGUAUUUUAUUUUUUUCUCUCUGACACCUAUUUUAGACAAAUCUAAGGGAAAAAGCCUUGACAAUAGAACAUUGAUUGCUGUGUCCAACUCCAGUACUGGAGCUUCUCUUUAACUCAGGACUCCAGCCCAUUGGUAGACGUGUGUUUCUAGAGCCUGCUGGAUCUCCCAGGGCUACUCGCUCAAGUUCAAGGACCAACAAGGGCAGUGGAGGUGCUGCAUUGCCUGCGGUCACGGCCAGCAAGGUGGAGUGGAUGCCUCAGAACGGACGAGAUAAUGUGAACUAGCUGGAAUUUUUUAUUCUUGUGAAUAUGUACAUAGGCAGCACUAGCGACAUUGCAGUCUGCUUCUGCACCUUAUCUUAAAGCACUUACAGAUAGGCCUUCUUGUGAUCUUGCUCUAUUUCACAGCACACUCAGCACCCCCUUCUCUGCCCAUUCCCCAGCCUCUCUUCCUAUCCCAUCCCGACCCAUCCCAUCCCACUCUUUUCCUACUUUUCCUUCCCUCAAAGCUUCCAUUCCACAUCCGGAGGAGAAGAAGGAAAUGAAUUUCUCUACAGAUGUCCCAUUUUAAGACUGCUUUUAAAAAAAUCCUUCUAAUCUGCUAUGCUUGAAUGCCACGCGGUACAAAGGAAAAACUAUCAUGGAAAUAUUAUGCAAAUUCCCAGAUUUGAAGACAAAAAUACUCUAAUUCUAACCAGAGCAAGCUUUUUUAUUUUUUAUACAGGGGAAUAUUUUAUUCAAGGUAAAAUUCUAAAUAAAAUAUAAUUGUUUUUUAUCUUUUCUACAGCAAAUUUAUAAUUUUAAGAUUCCUUUUCUUGUUUAUCAGCAGUUGUUAUUACAUCCUUGUGGCACAUUUUUUUUUUUUUUUAAUUUUGUAAAGGUGAGAAAAGCUUUUAUGAGCUCAUGUAGCAAUCAGAUUAUCCUGUGGAUUGAUAAUAAAUGAAUAUGAUAUAUAGUUACAUUUUUAAGGGGCAUCACUCCUGGCUUUGUCUGUGUCUGCUUUAAAAGAGCACAAUCACGGAAUAGGACUGACAAAGUAUUGUUUCUUUUUGGGGACCAAAAUGUUUUCCCUUGUUGACCACAAGAAACCCUGGAGGUUCCUACUGUGAGGCCUCAGAUGACUUCUUCUCUUGAGGGCUCGCCUGAGCAGGGGCCUGUGCUGAGCGUUUUCCGUGAGUUGCCACCUUCAUUCAUCACACUUGUGCUGUAGAAUAGGCAUUCAUCUCCGUUUCAUGUGGAGGAAAUGAAGACUUAGCGUGAAGAUGCCUUUACUCAGCUCACAGUGGCACUAAGAGGCCGGGGCACAAGUUGGGUGCAAGUUGAGCCCAAUUCCCUGUGCUAUGAAGGGGGUCUUGUUUCUUGUAAGCAUGUCUGUGAUCUCAAAUGUCUCUCUUCCUUUGUGUUGGGAGCGUUCCCUAGGGAGGGGGAGUAUUUUAGCUACUCCACUGGUUUCCUUCUCUGCUAUGAGUGGGUUCACCCACCUCUGUGUCUUUCCUGUUUUCAUCCUUAGGCUUACACGUACAACGAACGUUUUGUGUUUAUGUCACUUAGAGGGGUGCGUGGAUAAGACAUUUUCCACUACAGGAAAUAUGUGUUGGGCUCCAACACCAUGUCUGUCACUAUUCUUUCUAGGACCCAAGGCCUUACACAUAGACGCUGCCCUCAAAACUUGGGGUCUGUCUUGUGGAAUAAAAGGGGUGACUUCAAGAACACCAGUCUUUAUCAUCCACUUGGUGUUUGAAGGUAUAGUCUUGGCCUGGAGAAAGCCACAGCACCAACCUCCCCUGCAUCCCCAGUGUCUUAUUCUGUAAAAUCAGAAUAUGAAAACUCCGCUGCCUGCCUGCUACCUCUGGGGGGUUGUGGAGGAGAUUGCUAAGUUAAUAUUUGAAGAGGUUCCUUUAAUGAAAGGACAAAAGGCUAUUUCUGUGCCUAUCUCCAUGUGUGGCUGCAGAUAUAAUUAGCGGCCAUAAAGUUAUCCAGCCCUGGAUGGAAAUCAACUGGAGCAUUUUCCUGGCGGAUGCAUUGUAGUUGAAAUGCCACACACAGAGGCGGGGCUGCUUCUGGAAGAAGCACCUUCCUUGACUGUCUCAGUUUCUUAGUGAAAGGGGAGUUAUCAGGAGGAAAGGGAUGCUCCCUGGCUCCUUGGCACCCUGCUUUUCAGUUAAGACCUGCUCUUCCCCCAGGUCCUAAAUGGAGGAGUUUAGUUCUUUGAGACUUACAUCUAAAACCUUUUACUGAGUCAUCCUGUUUUUAAAUAAAUUAACAAAACAGUAACGGAAGGUUGCCCUGAGUCACAUGACCUGGUUAUCAAAGGGUUUCAGGUAGCUCAGGUCUCCUCCCCCUUCCUUCUUCCCAACACAGGCUCAGGGCUUCUUCCUGCAUCUCAGGUCCCAAAUGCCAUUCCUGCUGCCCUCCCCCUGCUUCUGUAGUGUGACCAGACUUCUCAAACCCCAUCAAGUGGAAUAAAAUUCAGGACUUGGAAAUGCAUCA
Piliocolobus tephrosceles (Ugandan red Colobus) is the source of this 3722-nucleotide messenger RNA. RefSeq names its product interferon regulatory factor 2 (gene IRF2). The coding region runs from base 127 to 1176 and encodes 349 amino acids. Gene Ontology annotation, cellular component: nucleus. Lineage: Eukaryota; Metazoa; Chordata; Mammalia; Primates; Cercopithecidae. The transcript is spliced from 9 exons. Gene Ontology annotation, molecular function: DNA-binding transcription factor activity, RNA polymerase II-specific; RNA polymerase II cis-regulatory region sequence-specific DNA binding. Gene Ontology annotation, biological process: immune system process; regulation of transcription by RNA polymerase II. The record is from RefSeq and is a predicted model, not a curated record.